Molecule: messenger RNA, 2784 nt
Organism: Yamadazyma tenuis ATCC 10573
Lineage: Eukaryota; Fungi; Ascomycota; Pichiomycetes; Serinales; Debaryomycetaceae
Gene: STV1
Product: Stv1p
Biological process (GO): vacuolar acidification; proton transmembrane transport
Cellular component (GO): fungal-type vacuole membrane; vacuolar proton-transporting V-type ATPase, V0 domain; vacuolar proton-transporting V-type ATPase complex
Molecular function (GO): proton-transporting ATPase activity, rotational mechanism; ATPase binding
Source: RefSeq, a predicted model, not a curated record
AUGCUGCCGAUUCGAUUGAGUAGCACAAGUGACCCCAUGAAUGAAGAGGCGAUUUUCCGUUCGGCGCCGAUGUCCCUUGUCCAAUUCUACGUCACCAACGAGUUGGCCCGAGAUGUGGUUUAUGCUUUGGGGCGACUUGGAAAUGUCCAUUUUCGGGACUUGAACUCCAAGCUCACGCCGUUCCAACGUACUUUCCUCAACGAGCUUCGAGGUAUCGAUGUCAUCGAGUCCCAAUUGACGUUUCUCGAGACCACCAUGACCAAACAUCACACCAUUAAAGGAUACAUAUAUCAAAACCUCCAGGCCGACACGGCGCCGUUCCUGUCGCUCUCGGAGAUGGACGACUUGGCCACCAAGGUCGCCGACUUCUACGAGCGGAUCAAACACCUAGACGACGCAUAUAACCAUUUAAGCAGCCAAAGACUGCGGUUAUUGCAAAAUCGGCACGUAUUAACCGUUGUCAACGAGUUCCAGAACACGGCGUUGAUAGUGAAUGACAACGACGGACAGUUGCGAGGCUCUUUGGAUGGCGACAGUGAUAACGUGGCAUUGUUGAACCACCGUGAGCCUCUGCUUGAGUUGGGGUUGGAGACGGCCGAAAUUAACGACUCAUUCAACGCCAUUGCCGGUGCUAUAAGCCGGGAAAAGGUGCCUCUUUUGCGGCAGAUUCUUUGGAGAGCCUUGCGUGGUAACUUGUACUUUUACGAUGCUCCUAUUGAUGCUGAUGAGGAGGUCAAUGUGUUUUUAAUUUACCUCCAUGGAGACAUGCUCAAGCAGAAGGUCAAGCGGAUCGUCCAAUCGUUGGACGGAACCUUGUACGAUAAUGUGUAUGGCACCACCGAAGCUCGGUUGGCGACGCUUGACGAGCUCAAUGAAAAAGUCCAGGACUUGGACACGGUGGUGGCCAGUACCAAGAACCAUCUUAUUGCCGAGUUGAUGAUUCUACAGGAAUCCUUCACCGACUGGGUGUACUGUAUCAGACGAGAGAGGAAUAUUUACAACACCUUGAACAAGUUUGACAUGGAUGGAACCCGAAGGUGCUUGGUGGGUGAAGGGUGGAUUCCUCGAGCUGAGUUUCAAAAGGUCCGCACCACCUUGCGAAGCUUGAUCCGAUCCAAGAUGCAGAGUUCGGGUGCAAUUCUUGGGUCGCAGGAAGAGAUUUCUCUCGAGAAUGGCGAAACGGUGGCGCCAACGGUGGCCAAUACACUCUUUGCCAUUGAUGACACCGUCAACGAUGUACAGAGUUUAGAUAGCGAUGACGACCAGUACAACCAGUUGGUGGCGGUGGUGAACGAGUUGGCCACUAAUAGAACUCCUCCCACGUAUCAUAAGACCAACAAGUUCACCCUGGCGUUCCAGCUGAUUGUCGAUGCGUAUGGGGUAGCCACCUAUCAGGAAGUAAAUCCCAGUUUAGCUACCGUCAUCACGUUCCCGUUCAUGUUUGCCAUUAUGUUUGGAGAUAUUGGCCAUGGGAUCAUUCUCGCGUUGAUAGCGUUGUACCUUGUGAAGAACGAGAAGAGGUUUGGAGACAUGAGAAACAAAGACGAGGUAUUUGAUAUGGCCUUCAGUGGCAGAUACGUGUUGUUACUCAUGGGAUUGUUCUCGGUGUAUACCGGGUUUCUUUAUAAUGACAUCUUCUCCAAGUCUAUGACCCUUUUCAAGCCCGGUUGGAAAUUCGAAUUUCCCAAAAACUACGAUUACAGUAAAGAUGGAGCUAUCACUCUUUCAGCUUCGAGAGUAUCGGGUUAUGUCUACCCAUUUGGCUUGGAUUGGAGUUGGCACGGGACCGACAACAAUCUUUUAUUCACCAAUUCUUAUAAAAUGAAGCUUUCGGUACUCAUGGGAUUUAUCCACAUGAACUAUUCGCUAUUCUUCAGCUUGGUUAACUACCGGUUUUUCAAGUCCAAGGUCGACAUUAUCGGGAACUUCAUACCAGGAGUCCUCUUUAUGCAGAGUAUCUUUGGAUACCUCAGUUUGGCCAUUAUAUAUAAAUGGAGUGUUGACUGGAUCAAAAUCGACAAGCCUCCUCCAGGGUUGUUGAACAUGUUGAUCAAUAUGUUUUUGGCACCUGGCAAAAUCGAAGAUCAACUCUAUCCGGGCCAGGCAUUUGUACAGGUGGUGUUGGUGUUGAUUGCAUUAGUGUGCGUGCCUUGGUUGUUAUUAUACAAGCCUCUUACUUUGAGAAACCAGAAUAAAAAUGCCGUGGAAUUGGGAUACAAAGACUUGCAUUCGCAAGAAUUGCACACCAUACAACUCCAAGAAGAAGCAGCAGCCCUUUCUUUUGAGCUCGAUGCCGAUGAUGACGACCUCAACCAUGACCCCGAGGACGUGGAUGUCUUUGGCGACAAUUACCGGUUCCCUAACGACAUUGAGCCGUUAUACAACAAUGCUGCGGCUCACGGAGACGACGGCGAGCAUUUUGAUUUGGGAGACGUCGUGAUCCACCAGGUGAUCCACACGAUUGAGUUUUGUUUAAACUGUGUGAGUCACACGGCGUCAUACUUGAGACUCUGGGCGUUGUCGUUGGCACAUGCACAGUUAUCGUCGGUGUUGUGGUCCAUGACCAUCAGCAAGGCCUUUCUGAUGACGGGAGGAAUAGGGGUGGUGAUGACGGUGUUUCUCUUUGGGUUCUGGUUUGUGUUGACGGUAUGUAUCUUGGUGCUUAUGGAAGGAACCUCAGCCAUGUUACACUCGUUGAGGUUACACUGGGUGGAAGCGAUGUCCAAAUUUUUCGAAGGAGAGGGAUAUGCAUACGAGCCGUUUGCAUUGGAUAGCCUUAUGUAA